GUGUUCUGAUAAAUAAGAGACGGAAAGUACUGUAACACCGGUUCAACGCAUGCGUUAUAGUCACAGUACAAAAGGCGAACAACUUGAAAUUCAGACACAAAUGCGUCGUUUUGGGUUGUAAAUAAAUUUUCCAUCCAAAGUUGACGAUGUUUGGAGUUAAACGAGAUAUCAAGGAUUUUGAAUUCCAACAGCUGUGUAAAUUCCGUUUAUUCAAACCUAUUGCUGAUAGCCAUAAACAGAGAAAUUCUCUCUUGACUUGUUCAAGCAAAUAUGGACUUUGUUUUGCGGGGUUUGGAAAUAGUUUGCUUGGUUUCAAAAGUACGGACCUUCUACGACUGGACGAAGAAAAUAUUGAACAAAGGAGCCAGAAUAUCAUUGAAACUCUACCACUUCUCAAGAACUUUUGCCUCAGUGGGAAACUUCUAAAUGUAGCUAUUAGUUGUGAUGAUCUUGUUCUUGCUGUUGUCGUUGAGGCAGCUACAACUGUACUAUAUUUCUUUGAAACAAAAGCAUUCCUCAAUCCUGGAGAUAUCGGGCCAUUCCUAGUUCACAGCAUGGAGCCUGGGAUCCAGGUGAAAGACCUUGCUUGGAAUCCUAAAAUGCCAGAGUUACUUGCAGUCUGCUGUUCAAAUGGCAAUGUUAGUAUGUUCAAGAUUGCUGCUGACGUAAAAGUGGUUGCUGAAGUGUCUGUUGGUGCUUCUUGUUUAUGCUGGAGUCCCAAAGGCAAACAGUUAGUUGUUGGAACUAAAACAGGUGAACUGAAACAGUUUCAACCCCAGUUGACAAUAACAAAAAAUUGGCCUCCUCCAAACAACCUUGGUGAUGGUCAUCAUGAAGUCUUCGAUGUCGUCUGGGUUGCUACAUACAUGUUCAUUGCUGCAUACCAAAUUGCGGGUAGACGACAACCUGCAGUCCAAAUCGUGAAUGUCCCGAAAGCUGGAGAUCCUAGUUUCAUAAAUUUUAGAGACCCUUGUUUUGGUGCUGGAGAUCGAGACAAUAAAUAUAAUUUAGAACUUCUUAUUGGCUGGGACAUGGUUGUUUUGGCUUCAAGCAAUUCUUUAGAAGCUGCUAUUAUUGCCAGAAACUUAGAUACAGAAAAAUCUUGGGACCAUUGCAUGCUAGAAGAUAGUGCACGUGCUGAAGUUCCCUUAACAGCAGAGAAAUGUGAUAGCUUUCCUGUUGGACUCGCAAUUGACUAUUCAAACCAAAAACAGAUAAUAAUGAAUGAGGUAGAGAUAGGACCUUUCCCUGUGAUGCUGAUGCUGUCUACAGACGGUGUAUUAGUCCCAUUCUUCAUGGUUUACAAACACAAGGCAGCUGCCAGUAUGACUGUUCCAAUUGAAGCACUGAACCCAUCAGGACUACGUCCUCAAAUACCGGGAGUUACACAGCUGCCACAUAUUGCUCAGAGCCCUCCUGCAAAUGCUGCCACAGGAACACCAGCCCCUGCAGCACCACCUCCAGCUAUGGCAGCCCCUGCAGAGACAAGUUUUAAAUUUGGUCUGUUUGAUCAGAAGCCUGCUGAAAACAAACCUGCAGCACCUGUUUCAAGUGGUCCAUCUGCCCUUGACCAAGUACAACCUGCAAAACCUUCCUUAUUUGGUACACCUGGUACUAGUGUCUUUGGAAAUAUGUCUGGCUCACCACUCAUGGGUCAGCAGCCUAACGUAGGGUCAACAUCAACUAGUGCUCCCACUGCAGGACAGGGCUUGAACCAGACCCAGUUUGGACAGUCAAAGCCAGGCUUAUUCAGUUUCACUGGGAGUUCUACUACUACUACUACAACAUUUGGUUUGCAGCCACAGCAAUCUCAAGGUAUAUUACCAACACCUUCACCAGAAUACAAAACUGGUUCAGGCCCAGAUGCAUCUGCCAUUAGCAGCACCACUUCUGCAGCAGAAAUUAAACCCCUAGCUGGUACAUCAGCACCAAAUUCUUUCUCAUUUUCUGCUCAGCCAUUCAUGCAAGCCCCAGCUGUAGCUACAUCAUCAGCUCCUGUUUCAACCUCAACUGUACCCAUGUUUAACCCAGCUUCCAAUAACAAAUCCAAUAAUGAGAAGCCAAUACCAUUUGGAGCAAGUACCCUUCCAGAAAAUAACAAACCUUCAAUAUUUGGUGCGGCAUCUUCAAACAUCGGAUCCAAUCAGCCUGAAUUUUCUGCGGCCACAACCAUGGGUUCACCUGGACAAGGUUUCAGUUUUGGAGCUAAAGCUGCACCACUUCCAGCUACAACAGUUACUAAACCUGAUACUAGUGGUGUGUCAGCACAGCCCAAAGAACCAGCCAAGUUUGAAAUGUCAUUACCUGCACAAUCAACCACUCCCGCAAAACCUCUUGUACCUCAGAACAAUGUAAUGAGGUCUGCUUCAGGUGCUCAAAAACCUGUUAAACGCAAUGAAUCUGGUGGCAUGGUUUCAAAUACUGAGGUAGAACGCAAGCCACAGACAAGCACUAGUGAAGCUCUUGAGAGCACCUUUACAAAAAACAUAUUGGAAGAGAUCAACCACUUCCAGCAAGAAAUGAAUGAACUCAAAGUUCGAUCAAAGACUUGCUUCUCAACUGUUGGAACUGAAGACGAGAAACGCUUCUUGAAAACCAAAACUGAACAGAUGACUGGAUUCUGUAAAGAGAUCAAAAACAUUACUCAGAUUGUGCACAAAGAAAUUGAUGCAGAGAAAUUAUCUGUGUUUGAGAUGUUUGGCAUCCUGGAAGAAUGCCGUGUUAAGAACCGAUACCAUCAAGAUGUCAACUAUCACAAAAUGCUGCGUUUACAGCCAUUAGAUCCUGCCAGUGUCGACACAAUGAAUAUGCUACGACAACAGUUGAUGGCUGUCUCAAAUCGACUGACUGACAUUAAUACUGUCUUGGACGAACAAUGGGAACUCUUCCAGAAACAGCGCUCAACAAAAAACAAAAAACCAUCUCUAAGUGGUAAUAUGCCCCUUCAAGAAAUCAACACUGCCAGUAAAUUUAGCCCUUCUGGCAGCAAUACCAUUUACCAAGUGAUCCGCAAAAACCACAAUAUUAUCAAUGAACAGAAGAAAGUUAUUGAAAAUGUACACAACAGUUUGAAAGACCUACAUUUAUAUGAUCAGAAAGAUGCUUGGAGCUACAGGAACCUCUCUCCAUACAAACUUGGUGAAAACAAGCUAUCCAGCUUGGCUGAUACUCUCCUUGAAAACAAGACACAGCCAGAAGCAGAGACUCCACAAGUGACAGCCAUUUCUCCUUUAAAGCAGUCUCAACUACGAGAGCACUUAUCCAAGAGAGUGGUACCCCUUGUUAAAUCAGUCUCCCCAGAUACUAGUAUCACUCUUCCGACUCAGUCAGCGUCCAAGCCAGCUUCUGCAGUAGUCAAUGCACAAAAGCAGGGUUUUGGUUUGAAGCCAAGUACUGCGACUGCUGGCGGUGAUGAUGAGAUCAGCCUAAUUGGACAGGCCCGGUCAAUAAGCACGAGUACCCCGCUGAAGCCUGAUACAAAGACUGGGCUCUUUCCAUCUAUACAGAUUUCCAAUUAUGCCAGUGGUCUCAACCUAGAAGACAUCUCCUCGGCAGAAUCUGUGACAGGUGAUGACUGGCCUGGGGUAGAAGAGGAGGAUGAUGAUGACGACGAAGAAGAAUGUGAGGAGGAAGAGGAGGAAGAUGACGAUGAAGAAGAAGAGGAGGAAGAGGAUGUAGAGGAAUAUUCAGCUCUUGACAUUGCAGAAGAGAAGCAAACUGAGGCAACAACUGAAGAUUCUUCAAAAUCUGCUCAGAAAUUACCAACUACUGCAAGUCCUCCCUAUGUUUUUGGCGUUGCUGACAAGCUCGGUGCAUCGUCUUCCUUUUUGGCAACUACAUCAACCAAGGUGAAUCAGUUUACAACAACACAAGUGACCAAAUCUCCGUCUUUAGCCAAUACUAACAAGCCACAGUCACAAAUAUUCAAGCCCCCAGAACAAUCUUCAACUCUUGGAAGUCUUCUUGCCACCCCCAAAUCAUCCGAGGAAUCAACUAGCAAGGGCUUAUUUGGCAAUAGCACAGCAACAUUUUCAUUCCCUGGUUCAAAAUUUAAUACCAGUUCAGCUAAUGAUCUCUCAAAGCCACUUGCUCCAACUACAAAACACUCAAUAUUUUCAUUUUCCCAAGAGAAUACUGGAAUCGGCACUGCAGCUGCUGCCACAGACACUAAAAGUGCUCAGAAUAUUUUUUCAUUUGUUCCUUCUUCAGCCAGCACCACCACUACGGCUACUAACGAAGCAGUUGCAUCAAAUACGUCCAUUCCAAGUGCAGCUGCAACCACGAAGUCGAAGCCGAUAUCUACAUCACAGGGUUUGAGCAAUUUACAGAUGUUUAACGAAAACCCCUUCCAAGCUCCAACAGAGGGUUUCUCUUUUGAUGGAACCUCUACUGGGAUUGAAUCUACAGGUGCAAGCUUUCCACAACAACACUCCCCUCAAACAACCGCCACCGCCACUGCAGCUGUUCCUCUUACUGCAGGUUUAUUUACCAUGCCCACUACAUCGAUUUUCAAGUCGUUCCCUCCUGCUGGUAGCACCACAUCUGAGGUUACCACCGACAAACAAAAUGCAGUAGUGUCUUCGGCAACUGAGGUAGUUUCUGCUGCACCUACUGCAGUAGCUACGGCCCCAGCUGCACAAGCAGUACCUGCAACGACAUCAUUAACUUCAAAUGAAGCACCUUUGUUCUCCACCUUGAGUAACCUCCCGAAGCUGACUUCACUGAAAACUGAGGAGUCUUUGACUUUCCCGCCACCUUCCGGAUUGACUGCAAAAAGUGCAACUGUCCCUCCAGCGUUGUCCUCAAUAACUUCACCAGUGGCUAAUGUAGUUAUCCCUGAUGCGACAACAGCUGCUGCUUCAUCUACUGCCACUCCUAUUAUGACUACCACCCCUACUAAUACUAUUUCAUUUACAGCUCCUUCUAUUGCAACUGCUGCUGCUACUACUACUUUCUCUGCUCUUGCUUCCACAUCUACAACUAUUCCAGCAGCAGCAGCAGCUGUUUCUACUACAAUCACUGCUGCUCCUACUCCUCCCAGUACUUUGUUCGGUGCCGCCUCUGCUUCUGCCCCAGCUACAGCACCGUCUACGUUUUCCGUGUCAACCACAACUGCUUUUGCAGCUCCCACAACUAAUGUGUUCACAAUGUGUUUCAACACGGCAGCCGGUACCGGUAACGCCACCUCGGGUAUUGCUGGCUCAACAGUCUCAGGAAACGCGCCUUCUGGUAGCGCUGCCAGUAUUUUCGCCAACGCUGCCAAUACGCUCUUAGGUUCACCUGUACAGGCAACAAACGCUUCAACGCCAUCGACUGUUGCUGAGCCAUUCAAAUCACCAACUUCUCAAACUUCUAACCUGUUCACCCAAAGCACAUUUCCUACAUCAUCCACGGGUAGCCCCUUGGCCAAAGGACUGUUUUGUCAAGACACUAGCGGCAGCAGCAGCACUGGACUAUUCGGUCAAGUUGCUGGCCUACCUGCAAAUACAGCAAUCGGAGGUUCUAAUAGCAUUGAUGAUUCAAGUGCCAGCAACACUGGAGCUGCCUUCAGUUCAGCCAAGACACUGUUCUCUCAGUCUAAAACUGGGUCUGUGUUUGGGCAGGCUUCAGCAUCUCCUGCAGCUUCUACGAAGGCCACAGGUCUUUUUGGGCAGACAAGCACACCUCCAAUGACUGCAUUCAAUCAGUCAGUUUUUGGUUCAACAGACAAUACCUUCAAAACAAAUGCAUUUGCACAAUCAGCAGCUUCAACAGCAUCUGUUUUUGGACAGGCUCCUUCCAGUUCGUCAGUCUUUGGGCAACCUGCAACUACUGGCAGCAACAGUGUUAGUACUGGCAGUAUAUUUGGCAGCACCAACAACCAGUCGUCCACUGCACCAGCCUCAACUGGUGGCAUUUCAGCAGGUCUGUUUUCAUCUGGAGCAUCCACACCCUUCUUCAGCGGUCUCGGUGGGAAGCCAAGUGAAGAGAACGCAAACCAGAACAUCUUUGGCAAUACUAGUCAGGUGUUCAAUUCAGGAACAACAACUCAGAAUGCAGCUAACCUGUUUGGUUCCCAGUCGCCUACAUCAGGCUUCAAGAGCGUCGCUUUGGCGAGUCCUAAACUGAGCAGCACCUUUAGCUUUGGUUCAUCAAACACUGGCGGCAGCGUGGCCAGUUCUGGCUUUAGUCUCAGCCAACAGCAGCAGCAGCAGCAGGCAAAUCAACCCCAGCAGCAGCAAGCCAGUGCCUUUGGUGGAUCUCCAAGCUUCAGUUCAUCAACAUCUUUUGGUGGAGCUCCUGCUUUUGGAAGUAAACCUGCUUUUGGAGGAGGUGCUUCAUUUGCUGGCAGUACUUUUGGAAGCGGUGCUUCACAGAUAUUUAAUUCUUCCUUCAGCGGUGGCUCAACAGGUGUUUUUGGACAGCAGUCUCCUAACGCCACUCCAGGUUUUGCUAAUUUUGCACAGAGCAGCAGUCCGACAUUUGGCAGUUUAGCACAGACUUCUCCAGUCCAAGGUUUCAAUGAAGCACCUAGCCCUCCGAAUACUGGUUUCGGUGGAUUUGCUUCAGGUUCUGCAUUUGGAGGCGGAAGUAGUGGAGGUUUUGGUUCUGCACCAGCAUUUGGGCAUUCUGCUUCUUUCACUGAUUACCGAUCCUGAAUGGUUGGAAGCAAAGAAACCAUUUAAAAGACUAGUUUAUCACCAUUUUGCUGGUUCUUUGGCAAAAGAAAAUUCUUCCAGACAAACACAUUCUUUUACAUGUAUAUAUUAAUAUACAUAUAUAUGUCUCUCUCACACACUCCAUUUAUCAUACCUGUUGUACACUAACUAUAGCCAAAGCCUCCAUCAGUCACAUUUAAAUUCCUGUGUCUAAUUAGCUUUGUUAUAUUAAAACGCUUUUUUUCUUCUCUCAAACAGACCUUUAUGAUGAUGAUAAUGAUGGUGGUAGUGUUUGUGCUCUGGUGUUGUAUAGGCAGUUGGAUGAGGUUGAGUAAAGAAACGGAGUUAAAUGACAAAACAAUGCGGAACAAAGAGAUGGGUUUCUCUCCAUUUAUUAUUUCUAGGAAUUGGAUUGGACACAGAACAUUAUGAACCGGUUUCUGCAUUACCAUUUUUUUGUACAUAUUUUUUUUCUUUUAAUUUGCUAAAAACAGACUGAACAAUUGAAAGACUUUUUUUUUUAAAUAAAUGAUUGUAUGUCAACAUACAAACUUUCUUAUGUUGACAUAGCAAAUUUCCAAGACUGUAAA
Messenger RNA from Octopus sinensis (East Asian common octopus), 7228 nucleotides. RefSeq names its product nuclear pore complex protein Nup214. Gene Ontology annotation, molecular function: structural constituent of nuclear pore; protein binding. The transcript is spliced from 30 exons. Bases 147 to 6638 code for a protein of 2163 amino acids. The record is from RefSeq and is a predicted model, not a curated record. Gene Ontology annotation, cellular component: nuclear pore. Lineage: Eukaryota; Metazoa; Mollusca; Cephalopoda; Octopoda; Octopodidae. Gene Ontology annotation, biological process: protein import into nucleus; RNA export from nucleus.